Trematosphaeria pertusa is the source of this 5181-nucleotide messenger RNA. Its product is annotated as ras GEF. The transcript is spliced from 3 exons. NCBI's taxonomy places the organism in Eukaryota, Fungi, Ascomycota, Dothideomycetes, Pleosporales, Trematosphaeriaceae. Gene Ontology annotation, molecular function: guanyl-nucleotide exchange factor activity. Gene Ontology annotation, biological process: Ras protein signal transduction; positive regulation of GTPase activity. The coding region runs from base 1 to 5181 and encodes 1726 amino acids. The record is from RefSeq and is a predicted model, not a curated record. Gene Ontology annotation, cellular component: plasma membrane.
AUGGCCUUGCCCGCGUUGCAGCAGAACCCAGGCUCCCUGGGGUUUUCGUCAGAUCCAACGCAGCGAGAAGUGCUAGCCGCAACACGACGAGCCCACACGCCAAAGCGACGCCCCGAAGACGCUCGACGACCAGCAGGAGCCCGCCGCCAGUCGCUGCGCCGCGUGAAGGACUCCAAGGAACAGCUGCGGGCAAACCGAUCGCGGGGGGUCAGCAACGCGACCGUCGAGUCCUCGACGACGAGCACCACCGCCGGCCGCUCGUUCACCGUCGCGAACAUCAACAACGGCAUCAUCUACCUCAGACCCGUCGUCCGCCCCGGCAACCAGCGCACUCGGCCCUCGCCAGAUCCCUUCGUCUUCCCCCAGACUCCGCCGGACAGCGCCACGCUCGACUCGAGCACACUGCGACCGCCGAGCAAUGACUGGGAACAGAGCUUGUACGGCUCGAGGACACCCACCCGGACCGAGAUUGCGCGCGCUGUGCCGGAGGAAGUGAAGACGGACGAUGGUAUCGGUUUGCAGCGGCCGCCGACUUCUGACUCGCCGCCUCGGCCAGCUGCGCACAUUCGCUCGCGCUCCUUCUCGACCGCCGACGAGCACACCGCGUCCUCGCAUAGCGUGGAGCCGGGGACGUUCAAGGUGGUGAUUGAGAGACCGCCAUUCGGACGCCCCAAGACGGCCGACACCGGAUCCUUCCCCAUCCUCGAAGUGCCCAUUCCCCACUACCGCUUGGGCACACCCCGUUUCAGCGACCGCGGCACUGCCAUUCUGCGCAGCUCCGUGUACACUCGCGCGUCGGGCACCGAGGAUUUCAGGUCGUCCUUCCUAACUCCGCAGCGCGCGACCCACUCAUUCCUCUCGUCCCGACCCCGUUCCGACGUCUACUCGCCUAUCUCGCUCAACUUCCGCACCACCAUGGAUCGCGGCCCCCUCCAGCCGCCCAGCGCGCCCUCUUCUGCCCGCGUAUCCAAACUACCAAUUGGGCCACAGAUUUAUGACGCGCUUACUGCUAAUCCGGAUGAUCGGGCUGUUGUCCGCUUCUCAUCCUCUGGAGAUAUCCUCGCGGCCACCCCGUCGCGCCUCGUUGCCCACAUAACAUCGCCCAGUUUCCUGGACUAUGAGCUGCUGUCAGACUUCUUCCUUACCUUUCGUUCAUUCCUCUCCAGUCGAGACCUAGUGGCAUAUCUCAUCUCUCGUCUACGGUGGGCGGUCAACAGACAAGAUGACUUUGGGCGUAUUGUACGCGUGCGCACAUUUGUGGCUCUUCGACACUGGAUAUUGAACUACUUCGUGGACGAUUUUGUGCCCGUGUAUCGGCUGCGCGUGUACUUCUGCGAGCUUGUCAACAGCCUCCAUAAGGACCUCAGAGCUCGUGAAGAUAGCGGGGGAGGAGAUAUCAAGAUCGUUGGGGAGUUGAAAAAGUGCUGGCGACGUACGUGCGCCUUAUACUGGGAUACAGAAGAAGGUUUUGGGAAAGAUUCAACGGAUGAAGAGCUGCUCCCCGGUGGACAGGUCGAAUCGCAGGCCUCUCUCGACGAUGCUGCUCAGCAGCUGCCGGUACCCGCGACGCCACCACGCCAGACUGCCCGUAGUGCCAAAGUGGAUACCAUUGGAUCAAACCCGAGCGAUCAAUUCGCCAGCAAACAUAUGGACUGGGCCCAGAAGGUCCGCCAUACACCUCAGAAUUCAAUGAGCUCGCCUUAUAUACCCUCUCAGGAAUAUGAGGGCAUUCAGGUGCCCCUGUCGCCAGCGAGCGAGAACAGUAUGCCCGUCUUGUCUUGUUCCAUUCCGAUGCGGAGUCUGAACAGAGCAGAGCAAGCUCACGAUAUGCCCCUGUAUCCACACCCUGUGCCGCAUCCGGUGCCUGCUGGGCCUCAGCGUUUUGCUGCAAGCCCACAGCAACCCACGUCAAUCAAGAAACCGAAUCGACCAUCUCACGCUCAUAAACGGAGCGGAAGUUUCUCCGAUGCUUUGAGGGACAAUAGGGCGCCUUUGUCUCUCCCAAAGAACGCGCCAUCGGACGCUGCCAUCUCGGCGAUAUCGAAAAUGCCGGGGAGUCUGGUGCGGGGAGCGCUCUUCCAGCCCAGCUCACCGUAUAUCGACUUUAAGAAUGGUGGCCUGCGGCAUACAAGAUCGCACCUAGAGCUGGCAUCUGUGGACGCGUCCGGUCAGGACCAGGUCAGAGGACAAUAUGGGACUAACCCAGGGAUGAAAAAGCUCUUUGGCAGCGUGCGUCGCGCAUUAAGCAGCAAACAACCAUCUGCUUCCACUCCACAUCUUCCUAGCGCUGCGCACCAUCACCACGCGGUGCCGUCUACUCGGUCAUCCAACCCUGCCACCAUCUCAACAGUGUCCGGGGGCGUACACAAGCGGCGAUAUGCUCGGCCGCGACCCCAAGUGCGAAUCGACAUUCUGGCAUCGAAGGUCGCGGACAGCUACAGAGAGGCCGUCAAAGAGCAAUUUAAAAACGAGCAGCACCACCAUAGUGCAAUGCCUAGCCUCGGAGAGUUUGAGUUCGAUUUUGAGAAGCACAAUUCAGCCGCCAACGAAGAACAAAGAAAGACGUUCGAUGAUGCAGACUUCCGGUUCCAUAGUGGCAUCACCGCUAGCAGUCAGUCGAUUGUGAUCAUGGAUGAUACGGGCGCCCCGCCACUCCCAUUGAUGUCAGGCGCUCUACCGAGCCCUGAACAGGAGCGUGAUCUCAAUAACCCGCAGAUAGAUCCUGUGCCGAAGAGUACCUCUAUCGAUGCAAGACUAGCUGAAGAGAAGGUGCCGGCUACUCGACAUUCUGAUCUAUAUGACGAUCCUGAGCCUGAGCCUGAGCCUGAGCCAGAGCCUUCUCUGGACUGGGGAAGGACUUCACACCGUUCCGUUCAACGCUCAAUUGCCACCCAAAGGAGAUCACUGUCUGAAGGCCGAGAGCGGGAACAAAUGCAUUCGUUCCGGCGCCGCGGCUCGACAAAGGUGUCAAUGUCUCGUUCGGGGUCCCUGAGACGCCAUGCAUCCUAUAAUAGCGGGCUCAGCAGACACCAGGGAGGCACAAGUUUCGCGACCUUCCAAACCAUGUCGUCCGAUAAUGAUCCAUUUUUCCUGGAUAGACAUCCGACUUCAGCUCCCGGCCCCGCCCGUCAGCUGCGUCGACGCCCAGGGGGCGAUCUUCGUGCUGUCGAUAAUGUUCACGACCUGGAGUACAUGCAGCGUCCACACUCUACCGGAUCUGUCUCCAAUCGUACACAUUCAAUCGCCAACUCGGUCAUCCUACACGCCGAUCGAUAUGUGGAGCCAUCGAAAGAAGCCGACAAUCCUGCCGGUGAAGAGAAGAGCGAGGAGGACGCGCGGAGCAAGAAACCCAUUUCUUUAGUGGAUACGCACUCUUCUCAGCCCAACCUGAGGCCUUCGUUCGAAGUCGAGGUGGCUAAGCUUGCUGCGCUGCCAGAUGACACCGACGACGACGGAGGUAUUGAGUCCGCCCUGAUGAAGCUAGAGGGGCGAUAUGAAAAGAAGUCCCCUGAUCUAUCCAAAACAGACCCCGACCCUUCUCCGCGGGUGACUCUCGAACCGGAGGUGUACUCACCUAUCGGAGCACCUAUCGCAUCCUCCAACCCAUCUUGGAUUCCAUCCGAAUACAACUCUUCGCAGACUCGAAGUUAUGCGAAAACCGAUGACGUUUUCUAUAGGCCGCUCGCACCUCCGGAAGCCGAAGGUCAGGGCAUGUAUCGCCUUUCAGGAGAGAACUUCAAUCGUCGCGUGCCUGCGGUCAACUCUGCUGUUGAGUCGGAAGAUUCAUAUUCUUCCAUCCCACUUCUUGAUCGCGGUCUCAGCGACGUUACGACUUCACAGCGUGCGCACACCUUAGAGACGAUGAGAUCAUCUGCAAAGCCUGCGCCACUCAAACCCAACACCCCACCUGUGCGACAGAACGAGCAAGCGGCGGCGCAAGUGACAUCCGCAAACUCAUCGAUUGAAUAUGUGAUCGAAACGGACAGUAUGAAGAGGAUACCGAGAGAUGGUACCAUGCCAAGAUCAUCAAUCCCUCGCGAAUCAUUCCUGCUUGAUGACGACGAAGACCUCAGCGACAUGGAAUCCGCCAGGCGGACCAGAUCCGACGAUAGCAGUCACGGCGUACGAAGCUUCUUCGACGAUGAACCAACGACGGACGAGAAUGAAAAGGAUAUGUUGCCGACGCAUCCAAUGCGUCAUCCGCCAACACCGCCUCUCACCGGAAACCGCUUGAACGACCCAUUACCGCAUGUCGAUACAACUGUCUUUGAUAGGGGCUUGCCCACUCCAGGUCUUACGCCGACGUCUCGCUUGAACAAUCAACCGUUCGGCCAGACCAGCCAGCCAGUGGAGCCUGCUAUCGAGCUGCAAGAGCUCAAGAAGGAGAAAAGCCCAUCGACACCAGCACAUCUACCCUUCGUCCUCGCUUACGACUCCGAGACUCUUGCCCAACAGUUUACGAUCGUCGAGAAAGACGCUCUCGAUGAGAUAGAUUGGAGAGAGCUUAUCGAACUUCGAUGGAAGCAAUCAUCUCCACAGAUCCGUGACUGGGUCCAGUAUCUCCGCACGCAAGAAGCGAGAGGUGUUGAUGUUGUCAUCGCGCGAUUCAAUCUGGUCGUCAAAUGGGCCGUAUCCGAAUGCGUCCUCACCGAGUGCACUGAAGAGAGAGCCCGUUGCAUCGUCAAAUACAUCCACAUCGCAGCUCACGCACGCCGAUUAAGGAACUACGCGACAAUGUAUCAGAUCACGAUCGCUCUCCUCUCCAAUGACGUCUCCCGGCUCAGGAAAACGUGGGCUUUGGUCCCUGCAGCAGAGAUGCAGACCAUGAGAGAGUUGGAAGCACUCGUCCAGCCCCUACGUAACUUUCACAAUUUACGCGUCGAGAUGGAAACGGCGACCACGGAGGACGGUUGCAUCCCAUUUAUUGGCAUUUACACGCGCGAUCUGAUUUACAAUGCCCAAAAGCCUGCAUUCAUCGAUGCUCCACCCGUAGAUGGAGAACGACUGGUCAAUUUCGAACGACAUCACACUGCUGCCAUGAUUGUCAAAAGCCUUUUGCGCCUCCUCGAGGCUAGUUCGAAGUACAAUUUCAAGGCCGAACCGAACAUCAUCAGCAAAUGCUUAUGGCUAGCCGCGCUGAGCGAUGCGGAGAUCACGAAGCUCAGCCGGCAGUACGAAUAA